Molecule: messenger RNA, 4556 nt
Organism: Bursaphelenchus okinawaensis
Lineage: Eukaryota; Metazoa; Nematoda; Chromadorea; Rhabditida; Aphelenchoididae
Source: the annotation of a GenBank genome assembly
AUGAGGAAGGUAAGAACGUUUAGUUGCUAUAUAUUGUGCUUUUCUUUGAAAUCUUAAUCAGUAUUAAAAAAUAAAGUUUUGUCGCUUUUGAACGUCAGAGCCUACGUCAUUUGACGACAAGAUUUUUUUGACCCUGCUGUGACUUGUAGCGUUUGAAAUUUUGUUUUUGUGUGUUUACCUUUCUCUUUCAUUGUUUCGUAUAUCUAAGUAGCUAAUAUAUAUAUGUAUAUUCAGGUAACAUAUACAGAAAGUUUUAAAAGCCUGGUGCUAAUGGUCGUGUUUAUAUGCGUAAUUUACAUAUUAAUAACGACAAAACGAGACUUUAUUAGGACGAAGAACGGAUUGAUAGCUACAAAUUUAAAGUCCACGUUAUCAAAAGGAGUUCAAAGUAAUGAAAGCUACAAUAACAUGGUAAAAAUACAGUAAUUUUUUGAUAUAGUAAGGUAGGAAAGAGCAGGGUGAUUCAGAAGAGGCCAGGGUAGAAUAGGACAGGGCACGGUAGGUCAUGACUAAGCAGUGUGAAAUAGAAUAGGGUAUGGUAGGGUGAGGUAAGGUAAGAUUGGGUAGGGUAGGCCAAAAAUAAUAUUCAAAAUUUUUGAUUUUAGUCAGAUGUAAAAAUAAUCUUACUCUGGACAACUUACUACGGUCGUGACUCCUACCUUACGCCCCCGUUCGAGCCUUGCGAGUACAAAUUUGUCCAUACCAAUGACAGAAGCUACCUUCCUAAUGCCUCAUUGGUCGUAUUUCAUGUUGGCGAGACCAAAGCCGCCGAUUUACCGCUCAAUAGUUCCGUACCCAAGGUUUAUUUGGCCAUAGAAUCAGCUGUACAUGCCAUAUUUUAUAGAGGGAGCCCACCUGCAGACUUUUAUAACUACAGUAUUACAUACCGAGACGAUAGUGAUGUCACUUUGAUCUAUGAUCCACCAAGGACAGAAUACAGUAGGAAGACUGAUAAGGAGGUAAGGGUACUUAUAAGGUACUUGUAAUUAUUUCUUACAAAGUUUAGGUAACACAUUUUUGUGAAUUUUUACCUUAUAUUAUAGUAGGUUCAAGGUCAUUUUUACAUCACAAUAUCUUGUUUUAGAUAGAGAAGAUCAUUGCGAAGAAAACGGAAUUCGCGUUGAGUGCUCGUUCUAAUUGUAGAACACCUUCAAAGAGAGAAAGACUGAUAGAACAGCUACAGUCCUAUGUCAACCUUACUCUAGUUGGAGGCUGUAGUAAAGUAGACUGUGAUAAUACAUGCCUGGAUAAGCUAAUAGGUAUCAAUAUUAACUUAGACAGCAUAUAAUGAUUUUUUUACGUAAUUCGCCCUACCCUACUUUACCCUACCCUACCCUAUUCUACCCUACCCUACCCUACCCUUAACUUUUAAAAUAGCCUUACAAAAUGUCAUUUCAGAAAAUCACUACUUUUACCUAUCCUUCGAGAACUCGAUUUGUGAUCAAUAUACGACUGAAAAGUUUUUCCGAUUCACAAAAUUUAUUGUACCAAUAGUACUGAAACGUUCUGUAGUACCAAAAAGAAUCCCACACGAUAUUUUCAUAGCGGUGGAUGACUUUAAAAAUGUCAUUGAACUUGUAAACUACUUGAAAAUGCUAGUUCAAACUCCAAAAGAGUACAAAAAGUAAAAUUUUUAACAGUUUUUAGGUAUAAACUCAACUGAUUUUUUAAUUUUAAACCAUUUUCUGAACAUUUAUAGACCUUACUGAAACUUUUGAUAUAAAAAUAUCGAUUUCCAAACGUUAAACAGUCAUAUGUUAUAAAUAUGUUUUAGAUACUUUGAAUGGGCCAAAAGAGAUCCCCUGCCAGAUACUUAUAACAAAACCAAAUUUGACACUGCUUGCUCGUCUUGUCGCCUUGCUCAUCAACUACCACCAAAACAUAUACCUGAUUAUACUAAGAUCCUUGACCGGAAUCUUUGUGAUCACGAUUUUGUUUAUAGGUUUCUUAGUAAAAAAAAUAUACAUUAGGCUUUUUGAAAAUUAAAAAAUUUUGUAAUUGGAGAAAAUAGUUUUGAUUACGCUUUGUGACACCAUAGGGGGUAUAAUUUAAAUCUGUCAAGAUUUAAUCUUUGUUUUUUGGUUUACAAUUAAUACGCCUGCCGACGGCGGCGUUUUAAAUUCAUUGUUUUGUAAUUGGAACACUUGCUGGUGAGCUUAUUAAGCCUAUAGUUUAAGCACAUGAAAAAGGUAAUUGAAUAUCAAAGUUGAUAAAGUGUUAAAUGUCCUUACCUGAUUUUUUAGCCUUUUCUUAUCUUUCCCUUCCCCCAAGGGGUGAAAAACGGGCCGUGUAGGCAUGGCCUCAAACUAGCUUUAAAACGGACACGGUCUAAAGUUGCCUUGAGCAAAAUAUCUUUUUUUAACACAAGCCGAGUCUAUAAUUUUUUGAACGGGCCGGGCCGGCUGUAGAAAAAAUGAAAACGGGCCGGGCCUAAACGUUAGGCCCCAGGCUUGGGGGGCCUCAAAAAGUAAGCCCGGCCUAGACCGUUUCUUACCCCUACCUCGCCCCCGCGCCGUCACACCCCAAGCGAUUGCCCCAUGCUUUAUAAUAAGUUCAUUCAGAUAUACCUAAGUUGAACUAAAAAAAAAUACUACUACUCUUUAGGUAUCUAACACACAACUUUUGAAAUUUCUAGUCUCAACUUUAGUAUUUAUAUGGGGAUUUUACAUAUUUACCACAACAAAACAACAGUUGGACAGAAUACAAAACGAACUGACAGCUACUAAUUUAAUGUUCGAGUUAACAAAAGAGUUUAAAGAUGAGGUGAACGUCAAUAACAUGGUAAGUCAUGUUUUAUAUCUUACAGGAUGCGCGCAAUGAUCUGUUACACGGUUUUUUAAUCAAAUAUUUAUUUUAACAACAAAUAUAUAUUAUUUUGCUAAAAUAUCAAUAUAUGAAACAUCUUCGUACUGUACUACCUCUUAUCUUAAGAAAUAGUAUUUUACCCUACCCUAGCCUACCUUAUCAUCUCCUACAAUAAAUUACCUUACCCUGCUCUACUUUACCCUACCCUACCUUACGCUCAAAAGCCAGAACUUUUACUGAAACGGAUAGUACGAUAAAAAAUUAUUAUACAUUGUAAGUAAGACCAAAAAAUUUUUUCAGUCAAACAUCAAAAUUAUAUUACUAUGGAACAGAUUCUACGAUCAUAAAGUAUUCGUCUUUCCACCCUUUGAACCAUGUGAAUACAAAUGUUUUCAUACGAAUGACAGAAGAUACCUUCCCUACGCUUCACUCGUCGUAUUUCAUGUAGGAAAUGUAACGGCCGAUGACUUACUGUUCGAUAAUCCUGUAGCCAAAGCUUAUUUGGCCAUUGAGUCACCUAUGUAUGCCAUAUUUUAUAAAGGAAGUCCACCACCAAACUAUUUCAACUACAGCAUGACAUAUAGAGAUGACAGUGAUGUUACGAUAAUGUAUGAUCAACCUAGAUCGGCUUAUGAGAAGAAAACUGAUCAGGAAGUGAGGUUUUAUGAACAUACCCUCAAAAACCAAAAUCCUUUUAAAACUGGCUAAAAUACGUUUUCUAGUUAGACCAAAUCAUUAAAAAGAAGAACCAAUUUGCUGUGAGUGCACGUUCUAAUUGUAAAACAAUAUCACAAAGAGAGAAACUGAUAGAUGAACUUGAAAACCAUGUAGACCUUACUCUUGUGGGACGCUGCACCAAUGUAACUUGUGAUACUACAUGUUUGGACGAACAUAUCGGUAAUAGUUUUAAAACUAAAAAACUAAACAGUGUUUCAGAAUGUCAUAUUUUUUACAAAAUUUUAUUUUUUUGUGUCCCAUAACUGUCAAAAAAGUCUUGUCGUUUUUACAAUUGAAAACUAAUUCAUAUUGACGACAAGACUUUUUAUGGAAAAUUAAAAUAGCCUUUAGUACAUUCAUAAUAAUAACAAAAAUUCAGCAAAAAAUAACCCUGCCUUAACGUUUCGCUGUACUAUAGCCUUAUAAAAUGACAUUUUUCAGAAAAUCACUACUUUUACCUAUCCUUCGAGAACUCGAUUUGUGAUCAAUAUACGACUGAAAAGUUUUUCCGAUUCACAAAAUUUAUUGUACCAAUAGUACUAAAACGUUCUGUUGUACCAAAAAGGAUUCCUCAUGACAUUUUCAUCGCGGUGGAUGACUUUAACAAUGUCAUUGAACUUGUAAACUACUUGAAAAUGUUGGUUCGAACUCCAAAAGAGUAUAAAAAGUAAGCUUUUUUCAGUUUUUGGAUAUUAAUUCAACUGAUUUUCAAAUUUUAAACCAUUUUUUAAAUAUUUAGGCCUUGCUAACAUUUUCAAUCUAAAAAAUAUUGAUUGGGAGGCACCCAAAAAAACGUCCUAUCAUGAUAUAUCAGCCCAAAUAAUAUGUUUAGAUACUUCGAAUGGGCCAAACAUGACCCGCUUACAGACACUUAUAGCAAAAAGGUGCUCGACGCAGCUUGUACCUCUUGUAAACUUGCUCAUGAACUACCACCAAAACAAAUACCUGAUUAUAGUAAAAUUCUUGACAGGGAUCUGUGUGAUAACGAUUUUCUGAAUAGAUUCUUAAAUACAACCUCAUCUAGUGCUAUUUAG